ACACCUCCAACAGCAUCAGCCAAUGAAAAGACUACUCCCCCAGCAGAAGCAUCAAAUGAACAGACCACGCCCCUAAGGGGAUCAACUACUGAACUGACCUCGCCUCCAACAGCAUCAGGCAUUGAUUCAGCCAUGCCUCUACCAGCACCAACCAUUGAGACAACUUGCACAUUAUACCGAUAAUGUACAAACCAUACCAUCUGCCUCAUUAACCGUUAGGUCUCCCUCCACUUCAUUAGGUAUUGGUGAUGACAAGAACAAACAUCCAUCAACAUCAACCAUUGAAACAUUAUCUACUUCAUUAGCCUCCAGUGAUGAAAAGAACAAACCUCCACCAGCCUCAUCUAAAGAAAGGGACACAACUCCAUCAGAGUCAACUAGCAAAAUGACAACUAAUGAAAGUACCAUAUCCCCACAAGCCUCAACCAAUGGCACAACCUCCACUUUACCUGCCUCGCCUAAAGAAAAGACUACACCUCCACCAGGAUCAACCACUGAGACACUCUCUGCUACAUUAAGCUCCAGUGACGACAUAAACAAACUUCAUCCAGCCUCAACUAAUGAGACAGUCUCCGCUUUACCUGACUCAGCUAAUGAUAAGGACAGUGCCUUCAACAGCCUCAACUAAUGAAAAGAACACAGCUACAAUAGAGUCAGCCAAUAGAUGGACAACUAAUGAAGAGACCACAUCUCCACAAUCCUCAACCAAUAAAACAACCUCCCAAAAAAAGACUGCUCCCCUACCAGCAUCAAUCACUGAGACAAUCUCUGCUACAUUAAGCUCCAAUGAUGACAAGAACAAACCUUCACCAACCUCAACUAAUGAAAAAACGACAUCUUCAUUAGACUCCAAAGAGAGAACCACACCUCCACCAGCCUCAACUAAUGAUACAAUCUCCACUUUGACUGGCCUGGAUAAUGAAAAGAACACCCCUCCCGCAGCAUUAGCCAAUGAAAAAGCCAAAACCUAUACCAGGACCAACUAUUGAGACAACCUCCACAUUAUCUGGCUCAGAUAAUGAAAAGACCACUCCAUCUGCAUCAUCAACCAUUGAGUUUGCCUCCUCUUUAUUAGGCUCAGGUGAUGAUGAGACCACACCACCAUCAGUCUUAAAUAAUGACAAGACCACACCUCCACAAGCCACACUAAAGAAAAUGCUGCACCUUCUACAAUCUUCAACCAAUCCACCAGUCUCCAUUGAUAUCACUACUAAAAAUGAAAAGACCACACCACUACCAACAUCAUCCCAUUCCCCCCUAACCUCUAUCAAUGGAAAUAAUAUAACUCCACUUCCUUCAUCCAAAGAAAAAACAAUAUCACCACCAGACAAUGAUAGUAGCAAGGCCACACCUUCACCAGAAAAGCCCUUGGGUCCUGAAGUCUCAGCGAAAGAGAUCUUCUCCAUUAAAUCUACAACUCCAUCCACAAGAAAAAAUGAAUUGAUCCUCAAACCCUUUCACCUUCCACAAAUCCCUGCUGCACCCGGAAGCUCCUCCCAAAGCAGGGACUCUCCAUCUAGCUGGCUCGAUGUGGAUCACCAACGUCCUUUAAAGAAGAAGCUGUUGAUUCCAGAUCCCAAGCUGAGCUCCUCUGCGAGUGAGACCAACCUCCUGAACACAUCGGGAGAGUUUGACCCAGAUGACUUCAUUGCAAAUGUGAAAAGGCUAGCAAUGCCAUUCAAUCUUCCCCUACGCAAACACAAUAAGCAUCGUCUGCAAGCACCUCCGUUUGCAAUGCCUGCCAUCAAAGAAGACCACUUUGAGAAACCCUUUGAUCCGGAGGAGUUCCAGUAUGGCUUGAGGCGAAGGAGAGAAUUCAUUUUGGAUUUGCCUUCAAGUUCAAAAUCAAAGAGUCAAGCUGCAGAAGUCAAGGACGCAGAGAUCAAACCAAAACGAGAGAGCAUCCUCACGAGGUCCGUUAUCUUUCAGAGAGCAAGGAAGGGGUCUGAAAAGGUAGAGGAAGAAAAAGAGGAGGGAACAGAUGUAAAUACAACAGAAAAACUGAAGCCAAAAAUCUCGUUUGGAAGAUGCUCUAUCGUCAGCACUCUACGCAGCCCCAGUAAAGGAAGACGAAUGGAGUUUUUAAGCCCCACUGAGAGUCCUUCAGGUGCGCUGUUAUCACCCAGCGAUGGUCCUGGGUAUACAGCACCUCCAGAAAUACAGCUAGCCCCAACUAUAGAACCAACCAAAUUGGUCCCAAUAGAGGAAACCCUAGUUAAGAAUAACAGCCACGAUACACUGUCUGGUUCUCAGGUUAUUCUAAAAUCUAGCUCGGACAUUGGGCUUGCCAUGACACCUGACCUCAAAACGUCUUCAAGAGACCCCACAGUCUCUCUAUUAAAGACUCUAGUGGUAGCCAAGCUAGUUCCCAGGUUGUACCGACUCCUACGAAAGAUGAACCUACUCUUGCACCUGACUUGAAAGCAAAUUCAGUAGACCCUUCAGUCACCAUGUUUACAGACACUAAUGUUCCUACUCCCCCAGUGAUU
Carassius auratus (goldfish) is the source of this 2489-nucleotide messenger RNA. Its product is annotated as beta/gamma crystallin domain-containing protein 1-like. Lineage: Eukaryota; Metazoa; Chordata; Actinopteri; Cypriniformes; Cyprinidae. The transcript has a single exon. Bases 952 to 2421 code for a protein of 489 amino acids. The record is from RefSeq and is a predicted model, not a curated record.